Messenger RNA from Trichomonas vaginalis G3, 453 nucleotides. RefSeq names its product guanylate cyclase protein. Gene Ontology annotation, molecular function: guanylate cyclase activity; peptide receptor activity. Lineage: Eukaryota; Parabasalia; Trichomonadida; Trichomonadidae. Bases 1 to 453 code for a protein of 150 amino acids. The record is from RefSeq and is a predicted model, not a curated record. The transcript has a single exon. Gene Ontology annotation, biological process: intracellular signal transduction; receptor guanylyl cyclase signaling pathway; cGMP biosynthetic process.
AUGUUCAAAGAAUUUGACUCAAUCACAAAUGCGCACAAGACAAUGACAAAGAUCAAAUGCAUUGGUGAUUGUUACAUGGCAGCUGGAGGAAUCUUUGAUGAAGUUAAUCAGCCAUCAAUCCAUGCAAAAGAAGUUGUUGACUUUGGAUGUCAAGUAAUUAAGAAACUCGUUGAAAUUGAUGAACGUGAGAACGAGAAACUUCGAAUCCGUGUUGGUGUCAACACAGGUGGUCCAAUUGUUGCAGGUGUAAUUGGCACUGAGAAACCAACAUUCGAAAUCCUUGGCCCAGCGAUCAACACUGCACAUGAGAUGGAACAUCAUGGUGUUCCAAUGAAAGUUCAUAUUUCAAGACCAGUUUAUGAAUUAAUCUAUGGUCAACAAUUUGACAUAAAAGAACGCGGUGAAAUUGAUGUUAAAGGCGGAAAAAUGUUCACAUAUCUUGUUGAACCAUAA